UGUGAGAUCCUGGUGAAGGAUCUGUACUCCAGGCUGGGCCUCCAGUACCGGGAGAGCAGUUCUGAGGACGAGGACGCGGCUGCCAAGGCCAUGGAAGUGAUCGAGAUCCCUGAUGAGGAUGACGAUGUUUUCUCUUAAAACACAGGCAACAGCAGUCCCAGAAUCACAAAGGAUCAGACUCUGCUUCGGGAAGCCAUGGCUGCCAUGCGGAAGUCUGCCCAGGACGUUCAGAAAUUUAUGGACGCCGUGAACAAGAAAACAAACGCCCAGGAAGCACAGAAAGGUCGGCGUUUUUGGAUUAGUUUUGAGCUGGAUCCGAGCGGUGCGUGAGAUCCCUCGGCUUUUAUUCAUCCUGCCGCGGCGGCGUGUUUUGCAGGUGCUGGGAAGAAGUACAAAGUGAAGUUUGAUAACAAAGGGAAGAGUUUGCUUUCUGGCAAUCACAUCGCUUACGACUAUCACCCCUCGCCCGAGAAACACUACGUGGGCAGCCGGGUCGUGGCGAAAUACAAGGAUGGGAAUCAGGUCUGGCUGUACGCCGGCAUCGUGGCCGAAACCCCCAACGUCAAGAAUAAAGACAGGUUCCUGAUCUUCUUUGACGAUGGCUACGCGUCGUACGUCAAGGAGUGGGAGCUGUACCCGAUCUGCCGGCCGCUGAAGAAGACUUGGGAAGACAUCGAGGACGUUUCCUGUCGCGAUUUCAUCGAGGAGUACAUCACGGCCUACCCCAACCGGCCCAUGGUGCUGCUGAAGACCGGCCAGCUCAUCAAAACCGAGUGGGAAGGGACCUGGUGGAAAUCCCGAGUGGAAGAAGUGGAUGGCAGCCUGGUUAAAAUCCUUUUCCUGGACGACAAGCGCUGCGAGUGGAUUUACCGGGGUUCCACCCGCCUCGAGCCCAUGUUCAGCAUGAAGACGUCCACGGCUUCCACCCAAGAGAAGAAGCAGAGUGGGCAAGCGAGGACUCGUCCCAACGUCG
Apaloderma vittatum (bar-tailed trogon) is the source of this 973-nucleotide messenger RNA. RefSeq names its product SET domain, bifurcated 1 (gene SETDB1). The transcript has 7 exons. Gene Ontology annotation, biological process: heterochromatin organization; negative regulation of gene expression. Gene Ontology annotation, molecular function: histone H3K9 methyltransferase activity. NCBI's taxonomy places the organism in Eukaryota, Metazoa, Chordata, Aves, Trogoniformes, Trogonidae. Gene Ontology annotation, cellular component: nucleus. The record is from RefSeq and is a predicted model, not a curated record. The annotation marks the transcript as partial.